Molecule: messenger RNA, 777 nt
Organism: Penicillium canariense
Lineage: Eukaryota; Fungi; Ascomycota; Eurotiomycetes; Eurotiales; Aspergillaceae
Exons: 3
Coding region: 1-777 (258 amino acids)
Source: RefSeq, a predicted model, not a curated record
AUGCGUUUCACCUCGCUCAUCACCCUCCUCCCUGCCCUUGCUCUGGCACAGGAGCAGGUGCCCCUCGCCGACCGUGUGCAGGGCUGGUUCAACAAGGCCAAGGGGCUCGUCCCGACGGCCGUCCCGGUUGAUCCCAUCCAAAAGAUGGCCGAGAAGGUCUCCGAGAAGAGCGUCACUCCGGUGACCAUGCAGAACUGGCAGUCCCUCCUGACUCCCGCCGAGGAGGCCCAGGACUGGUACGUUUUCGUGACCGGCGGCAACAAGACUUGCUUCGGCCGCUGCGAGGACGCCGAGAAGGCGUUCAAGGAAUCUGUUCUUCUCUUCGCCGCCGACCCUACCUCCCCCAACCUUGGCCUGCUGAACUGCGAGGAGGAGCGCGUUCUCUGCUCGACUUGGUCCGCCGGUCCCCCCACCGUCUACUACUUCCAGGUUCCUCAGGCCCAGGCUGAGGGCUCUGAGCGCCUGCCCACUCCUCUCCACAUUGUCUACAUGAACAGCACCACCGUCACCCCCGAGGAGCUCUACGAGGUCCACUCCAAGAAGAACUUCGAGAAGGUUGACGCCUACGAGGGCGCUCUGCACCCCACCGAUGGCUGGCUCGCCCAGUACAACCUGAAUGUUCCUCUGGGCUACGCCAUCUAUGCCAUUGGCGCCAUCCCCAGCUGGAUGUUCAUGAUUGGUAUCAGUUUCUUCAGCCGCACUUUCAUGAGCCGCCGUAUGGGUAACGUUGGUACUGAGCCUGCUCGUCGUCCUGCCCCAGCUGGAAGUGCAAACUAG